GAGUGGGGGUAACACGGCGCGGAGUUGAGUACAGUCAACAGUGUCAGUGAAAAGUAGGUAGACGUGUUGUGUAGGACUGAUGUGCCUCUGAAGUGCUUCUUUCGUAUUAUAGUCGUAUACUGCCAUAUCACCUCUAUCUUAUCUGUGACGUUAGAAUUUCUUAUGUACGAUAUAACACGUGUUAACUCCAAACAUGAAAAUUAUACCUAUGUUUAAAAAUUGAAACAAAUUUAGUCGCGAAACUUUUAUUUAUAGUGUGUGCGUUGUUUGUUUACAAAAAGAAAUAUCAACAUGUUGGCCGAUGGUUAUCUGGUUGGUGACGGCUCCUGGAAUUUGCGAGUAUACGUCACUGAUCUUCAGGUAGAAAGGACUCUCAGAGUGAAGGGUGAUUUGCACAUCGGUGGAGUCAUGUUGAAGCUCGUGGAGGAUUUAGACAUUGCCAUGGACUGGUCUGACCAUGCGCUCUGGUGGCCGGCUCGAAAUACGUGGCUCACCAGGACACGCUCCACGCUGGAUCAGUACGGAGUUCAGGCAGAUGCCCUCCUCAACUUCACACCAAUGCACAAGACCUUGAGGGUCCAACUGCCUGAUCUGCGUUACCUUGACUGCAGGGUUAACUUCUCGAUUAAAACAUUUAACUGUGUCGUGAACCUGUGCAAGGAAUUGGGUAUGCGACACCCAGAAGAACUGUCAUUCUGCAAACCGCUAGAUCCAGAUCACCUCAAAUAUAACCUGAAGGAUCUCCCUGGAAACAAGAAGAGGCAUUCAGACCCAAGAGGAGGACCAAACAAUGGACUGCCACCAGCAGACACCAACACGUUCAUUGCCAAUAGCAGCCCAUCUGGUUCUACAGGAAGUUUGGACAAGAGUUCGCCCCCUUUCAUGUGUGCUCCUGUUACACCAACCAGGCAUCAUACAUCAACACCCAUCAGUUCCCCAGUUGGAACGCAAUCAGGAACAUGGAAGAGAAAUAAUCAUUCACCAGCUUUUGGGGAAAUGAAUGGUACAUAUCCAUCAAAUGCAAACAACAGUCUGACUCUUGAUAUGCUAAAUGGGAGUGCUGAUUCAUCACUUGCCCACAGCCCUUCUGCACCAAGCCCAGAUGCUCGAAAUCGCCAACUUCGACCACGGACACUUGUUGAACGAGCACGAAUGAAUGUUGCGUGGCUGGACUCUUCACUCUCGAUCAUGGAGCAAGGUGUAAGGGAAUAUGACACGCUGUGCCUCCGCUUCAAGUUUUAUUCAUUCUAUGACCUGAACCCAAAAUACGAUGCUGCAAGAAUUAAUCAGAUAUAUGAGCAAGCCAAAUGGCAACUGCUUAAUGAGGAGAUUGACUGUACUGAAGAGGAGAUGCUCAUGUUUGCAGCACUUCAGGUGCAAGUAACGCUGCAAGCCGGAGUGCCCCAGCCGAUUCUUAACAGCAGCAGCUGCAACAGUACUGUUGCAGAAGAUGACAUUGAUGCUGCUCUCGAAGACCUCCAAGUGACAUUAGAGGGAUCGCACAUCAACUCAGGCCAUAAUGACAUCACACAAAUACCAGAACUUUCUGAUUACCUGCGAUUCCUCAAACCAAAGCGAUUCACAUUGAAGCAGUCGAAACAGUUCUGGUUCACAUGUCGUGACCUUCAUCUCACCUUAUAUAAAUCACGAGAGGAGGCAGCCCAAGGCGCAGAGCCAGUGCAUCACAUCAACUUGCGUGGCUGUGAGGUGACCCCUGAAGUCAAUAUUACACAGGGUAGAUAUGGCAUCAAGUUGGAGGUUCCCAGUGCUGAAGGCAUGACUGAAAUGUUCAUACGUUGCAACACAGAGGAACAGUAUGCCAAGUGGAUGGCAGCAUGUCGAUUAGCUGCUAAAGGGAGAUCCCUGGCGGAUAGUUCGUAUGAUACAGAAGUGAAAUCAAUCAUAGCUUUCUUGCAAAUGCAGCACCCAGCCCCUGCUCCUGCCAUUAAUCCGUCAGCACUGGACAUCACUCCAGAAGACUAUGUUUCACCAAGAUUCCUAAGAAAAUUCAAAGGAAAGUUGGUGCAGAGGAUUCUGGAGGCUCAUGCCAAUGUAAAGGAUCUUCCACUCAUUGAUGCCAAACUGAAUUACAUCAAAGCGUGGCAGUCAUUACCGGAGUAUGGCAUAUCACUGUUCAUUGUAAAGUUCAUGGGCCAUAAGAAAGAAGAGUUACUGGGAGUAGCAUUCAAUCGGCUCAUGAGGAUGGAUAUUAGCACAGGAGACCACAUCAAGACAUGGCGGUACAACACCAUGAAGGCAUGGAAUGUGAAUUGGGAAGUAAAACAUAUGAUGGUGCAGUUUGAAGAGGGCAACAUCAUCUUCAGCUGCCUUUCUGCUGAUUGCAAAGUCAUCCAUGAAUUCAUUGGUGGUUACAUUUUUCUCUCCAUGCGAUCGAAGGAAGCGAAUCAGACGUUGAAUGAAGAAUUGUUUCACAAGCUGACUGGUGGCUGGGUUUAAUGUUGCAUGCGACAAGCGUCAGUAAUUUGAACACCUUUCAAACUGAUUCCAAACACAAGUACAAGUGACAUUGGUGCCUUUCCUGCUGUGAGUUAUAAAGAAUUGCAGUCAUUGGUUGGAUCUUGGAUGAUGUACUUCACAUCUAAUCUCAGUUUGUCAGCUGCUUAAGUGGUUUUCUUAAAACUUACUGUUCGCUUUCUGUUUGUACUAGAUACAUCCUGGAAGACUUCAGGCUUGGUGCACUGCUUUUGUUAUACCCCAGUGUUUCUCACAAGAUUGCAGCACCAUAUGGAAUCAUUUUUUACAGUUUUGUGGGUGCAAUGAUGAUUUAUUUCUUAUUUUUGGGAACUCGGAUUGAAUUUUAAGUCAUCACUGAAUGCGUUGAAACAAUAUUGGUACUCUGCCUGCUGUGCUAUUUGGGAACUUCUGGCUUGCUUUGACAUCUUCUGAAGAUAAAGUUAUGGCUUCAUGAAGGCGGUAACUUUGUGUAUUUACUGUCAUUGACUGCACACUGUUUUAUCAGAGCAAAUAUAUGGUCCAUCUGCCCUAGUGUGCAUUCUUUCUGUACUAAUACCAGUACCAUUACUUGAGUUGAAAUUCAGUUUCCGGCCCCAUAGUAAUGGAUUUAAAACCUCUAGUCUCAGAUGAUGAAGGCUAAAUAAGUCACUACUGAUGUGCAGUGGAUUUUGAUAAAUCACUUGCAGAGUGUAUUUGUCUCUUUCAGUGAGUACGAUAAUAGUAUGAGUUCUCAGUAUGAAUGGUUCAGGAUUAAUGCAAGUUACAGUAACUAUGAGUAAUUUUUUAAGGAGGAUUUUGCAAUGUUUGCUUAGUUUUUAACCCAUUGCAUCUGCCGCAGUGAUUUUCUUAUAUACACAGACUCUAAGUAGGUCUUGGAAACGAUAAAUAUAUAUAUAUAGCUCAAUCAUAGAUGAAGAUUGUAAAGCAGGGUGUAAUUGAGAUGUGUUUUCCUGGGUUGUGACAUUGUGUAGUCUUAGAGGUGGAUACCAGUGUUUCAGAGGGACAUGCCUGCAUUUUCAGGGACAAAAUGUACUUGGACAUGCAACCCAGAGAACCACAAUUUCAACGCUCAUCACUGUGAAAACCCCAAAACUUAUAUAAGUAAUUGUAAAUUACAUAUUUUUACUACUAUAACUUAAUUUGUGUGAGAUCAGCAUUCUGUCCUUGCAAAUAGUUAAGGAAAGAUAUUGAUUUAUGGAUGUUAUUGACAUUUACUGUUCUCUACACCUAUUUUCUUUGAAAUGUAUUUCAUAACUAUUUUCUAUCCCUAUACAAUAAUUAUUCACGUUUGCCUUCUGUUGCAACGGUUGUUAUUUAUGUCAGAUGUUGACAAUAUCUUUAUAUUACUAAAAUUUAGUUUUAUAACAACAAAUUAAUAUCUUGAAACUUGAACAUUUUGUUUAUCAUACAGGUUGUUUAUGAAAUUAAUACAGAUUUUAAGAAUGGUUUUAAACAUGCAUGAACUGUCAUUUUGAGUGUUUUACUGAGACAAUUUCAAAUGAAUGCUGUUAGACAUAAUGAAGAAGUUGAACAUAAUGUAAAAAGAGUAUUUUUAUUUGUAAAUAUAAUCUAAUCGACACUAGCCAUGGAGAUCAGAGUGGGUUGUAAUUUAUAAUUUGUUAGGUUAUAUUCAUACUGGGAAUAUUGUUUAGAAUGCUAUGGCACACACAUUCUACUAUUAUUGUUAAUAUUAUUUGUAAUUAGUCAUUACAUUUAACAGAUAGCUAUUACAAAUAAUGUAAUAAUGUUAAUGGAUUUAUGAACAUGAGAAUUUGUUACUAGACAGUGAUACAUAGAAAUCAAAAGUGUAUCUCUAUUGAAAGUUCUAAUUCGCAAUAUAUUUUAAUUUUAAUAAAGAUGUUUGUAUAUGCUUUGAA
This is a messenger RNA of Cryptotermes secundus, 4352 nucleotides long. Its product is annotated as unc-112-related protein. The transcript has 10 exons. Lineage: Eukaryota; Metazoa; Arthropoda; Insecta; Blattodea; Kalotermitidae. Gene Ontology annotation, molecular function: integrin binding. Gene Ontology annotation, biological process: integrin-mediated signaling pathway; cell-matrix adhesion. The coding region runs from base 292 to 2457 and encodes 721 amino acids. Gene Ontology annotation, cellular component: cell-substrate junction. The record is from RefSeq and is a predicted model, not a curated record.